AUGGCCGUUGCGUCAUUCCUCGCCGGCGCCCUCCCACUCUCCAUGACAUUGUCACAAUCACAGCUACGGCUAAUAUCCAGCAUUGGUGUUGGGGUGCUGGUAGGGACGUCGCUUAUAGUCAUUAUACCCGAAGGAAUCGAAGCCGCUGCGUCAUCCCCUACCACAUCACCGCAUGCCCACAAGCUACGAAGUCUCUCGCGUCGAAGCCCGUGGAACUUUGAACUCCAAGAGAGAGAGGUCAUCGAGCAAGUCGCCGCAGUUGCGGCCGUGCGCCGGGUGAGCAAGGACGACGGCGAACCGUUGCGCAUCCUCGUCUCUCCGAGUACACCGAGCCCCAGCGAAAAACGAAAUGAGCAACCCUCCAAACGUGCGCCCGACUCGCCCGAGAAUGAGGGCGAGAAAAACAAGGAGGAAGCGCACGUGGAAGUCCCAGCUUUCGAGGUCGGAUUCUCCAUGGUUCUCGGCUUCAUUCUCAUGUUCCUGAUUGAUCGGCUGCCAAAACAUGCCUCUGAUGGUCUGCACUCGGGCCCGCAGCCGCAGUAUUUCAGUUUGGAUAACUUGGGCGGCAACGGCGUAGAAGCCACGCCGGCAGAUGAAGAGCAAGGCUUCUUGGCUUCGCUGACGCCAACGCCAAAAUACACGAGGAGCCUGGCUACGACCAUUGGAUUAGUCAUUCACGCUGCUGCGGAUGGCAUCGCCAUGGGUGCCUCGUCGGCCACAUCCAACGUGAAGCUUGGAUUCGUAAUCUUCAUCGCCAUCAUGAUUCACAAGGCUCCCGCGGCCUUUGGCCUGACCUCGGUGCUUCUACGGCAAGGACUGUCGAAACGCGCGGCGCGCGGCCAUCUGGCCGUCUUCAGCCUGGCCGCGCCGACGGGCGCCAUAUCGACCUGGCUCAUGAUCAAGUUGCUCGGCGGCCAGCACCUGGAAGGCGAUGCAGGCAUGUGGUGGACGGGGAUGUUGCUCCUCUUCUCAGGCGGGACAUUUUUAUACGUAGCGAUGCACGCCAUGCAGGAUGACGCUUCGUCCCAUAAUCACGAGAGCCACUCCGGUACCAAUGGAUACGCGGACGGCACGCCGAGUGCUCAGCGGAGAACAAAGGGGCCCGACAUCCGCGAUACCUUGGCCACCGUCGCGGGCAUGCUGUUGCCCCUCCUUACGCAGUUUGGACACCACCAUUGA
Messenger RNA from Metarhizium album ARSEF 1941, 1179 nucleotides. RefSeq names its product Zinc/iron permease. NCBI's taxonomy places the organism in Eukaryota, Fungi, Ascomycota, Sordariomycetes, Hypocreales, Clavicipitaceae. The transcript is spliced from 3 exons. Bases 1 to 1179 code for a protein of 392 amino acids. Gene Ontology annotation, molecular function: metal ion transmembrane transporter activity. Gene Ontology annotation, cellular component: membrane. The record is from RefSeq and is a predicted model, not a curated record. Gene Ontology annotation, biological process: zinc ion transport; transmembrane transport.